Morone saxatilis (striped sea-bass) is the source of this 477-nucleotide messenger RNA. RefSeq names its product nicotinamide nucleotide adenylyltransferase 2 (gene nmnat2). Gene Ontology annotation, cellular component: Golgi apparatus. Lineage: Eukaryota; Metazoa; Chordata; Actinopteri; Moronidae. Gene Ontology annotation, biological process: NAD+ biosynthetic process. Gene Ontology annotation, molecular function: nicotinate-nucleotide adenylyltransferase activity; nicotinamide-nucleotide adenylyltransferase activity. The record is from RefSeq and is a predicted model, not a curated record.
GGUUUAGUGCCCAGCAGACAUCGUCUCACCAUGUGUCAGCUGGCUGUUCAGUCCUCUGAUUGGAUCAGGGUGGACCCCUGGGAGUGUUACCAGGACACCUGGCAGACGACCUGCAGCGUGCUGGAGCAUCACCGGGACCUGAUGAAGAGAGUCACCGGCUGCAUUCUGUCCAACGUCAACACGCCGUCCACGACCCCUGUGAUUGGUCAGCCGCAGAACCAGACUCCACCCAUCUAUCAGAACCACAACAACAUGAAUCACAAGCCCACAGCCAUCAAACUGUGGGGGAAGGUCAGCGAGAGUCUGGGGAAGAUCUGCUGCGUCCGUCCACACAUCGAACGCUUCACCUUUGUCGAUGAGAACGCCAACCUGGGGACUGCGAUGAGAUACGAGGAGAUCGAGUUACGCAUCUUGCUCCUGUGUGGCAGUGAUCUCCUGGAGUCCUUCUGCAUCCCUGGCCUGUGGAAGGACAGUGAU